GCUUUUAUCCAAUUUCAUCUUUCGCGAAAGUUCACUUCCAGAGAGCUGAAGCAGCAGAAAAGAUUUCUCCAUCAGAAACCGAAGUCGAACCUCUGCCGUUCAAUGAAAUCCCUGGACCUCAAGGGAAAUAUGUACCAGCGAUAGAGUUUUAUCGCGUUUCUGAAGGAUUCACCAAAACUUAUAAAUUGACCGACAAGCUAUUCAACCAGUAUGGCCCAAUAUUUAAGCAGUCUGUCACUGAUAGGAGUCCUGUUGUCCAUGUUAUGGAUCCAGUCGACUUUCAAACCGUGUUUCGUGCAGAAGGAAAAUAUCCUUACAGGCCACCAAUUGAUGCGCUCUUAGAAGUUCGGAGAAGAAAGGGAAUGUUUCUUGGGCUCGAAAAUCUAAAUGGUAAGGAAUGGCAAAGAGUUAGACAAGCAGUAGCCCCAAAACUGAUGCGUCCAAAAGUAUUGGAGGAAAACAUUGACAACUUUAAUGCUGUUACAAAAGACACACUGGAACACUUUGUGAAACUUAAAGAGACUAGCGGAUUGGGGGAAGAAAUUCCCGACUUGGAGGGUGAACUGAGUAAAUGGGCAACAGAGAGUGUGGGCACAUUGGUUUUUGACGCUAGAGUUGGGUUAUACAAUGAUCCACCUAGUGAGGAAGCCUUGAGGUUCAUUGGAUCGAUACAUGAUGCUUUUCAAAGCCUCCAUGUCUUUUUUUUUGGAAUUGUGGAGAAAAAAUUAUUUCAAUACAUGAAUACCCCAAACUUUGUCAAGCUUGAGCGUGCAUUGGACACUUCAUUUGAAAUUGGACGUGGAUAUAUUGAUAGGAAAAUGAAAGAUCUUGAAGAAAUGGCUCACAAAGGAUCAGAUGAUUCUCAAGAAUCUGAAGCUGUUUCAUUAUUAACUUACUUGCUGACACGUGAGGACUUGACCCCAGAAGAAAUUUAUGCCAACACCCUUACUAUGUUUGGAGGAGGUGUUGACACAACAACUUACACCACUCUGUGGGCAUUGUACCACCUUGCAAGAAAUUCAGAAAUUCAAGAAAUCCUUUACCAGGAAAUAUUUGGCAUUCUGGGGAAAGAUGGAGAUGUUACGGCUGGAAGCCUCGCAAAAUUGUCUUAUCUCAAGGCUUGUGCGAAAGAAUCUGCAAGGUUGACACCAAUCUUCCCGGCUAAUAGAAGAAUAUUGGAUAAAGAUGUAGUUUUGAGUGGAUAUUUGGUUCCUGCACAGACCAUAAUUCAGAUGGAAUUCUUUGCUACAGCAGCCUCCGAAAAAUACUUCAAGAAUGCAUUAGAAUAUAAACCUGAACGCUGGUUGAGAGAAAACAAGAAAAAUAUUGAUCCCUUUGCAUUCCUUCCAUUUGGCUUUGGUCCGCGCAUGUGUAUUGGCAGCAGAGUGGCAGAGCUGGAAACAUAUCUUCUGGUUGCAAAGGUUAUUCAACGCUUCCGGUUAGAGUAUCACCAUGAGCCACUGGAAAUGUAUCAGAAGAUGUCAGCAGUUCCAGAGAAACCGGUCAGGAUCAAGUUUAUAGAUCGACAUUAAAAGGAUGAUGUUUAAGGGAUUUUGAUCUCGACAUUCUCGCUCUAGCACCAUUUCUAUUUUCAAUAGAUAUGAUUUUUAAGAAAGACAAGUAAUGGAAUCUAAGCAAGCCGACAAAGCUUUAGAGCAUAUAUGCAUUUGCUGAAUUAAUAUUAACACUCUAGAUGAGCCGAUAUACUGCGGAGACUCUAAUUACAUCAAACGAAUGCCUUGUCGUUGAUAAAUUCACCAUUAUAUUUUUAUCGAAAGAUGUUGCUGUAGCUACAGUAUAGUUUUUCAUACAACUGUUACGUUUAAUGAAAGAGUAAAUGACUCAAUUAGCCAAAUAAGUGGAAUUUUUAUCACC
Molecule: messenger RNA, 1875 nt
Organism: Pocillopora damicornis (cauliflower coral)
Lineage: Eukaryota; Metazoa; Cnidaria; Anthozoa; Scleractinia; Pocilloporidae
Product: cytochrome P450 10
Molecular function (GO): heme binding; iron ion binding; monooxygenase activity
Source: RefSeq, a predicted model, not a curated record